This is a messenger RNA of Echinops telfairi (small Madagascar hedgehog), 3492 nucleotides long. It is a transcript of the gene BUB1B, whose product is annotated as BUB1 mitotic checkpoint serine/threonine kinase B. Gene Ontology annotation, molecular function: protein kinase activity; ATP binding. Gene Ontology annotation, biological process: meiotic sister chromatid cohesion, centromeric; mitotic spindle assembly checkpoint signaling; protein phosphorylation. The transcript has 23 exons. Lineage: Eukaryota; Metazoa; Chordata; Mammalia; Afrosoricida; Tenrecidae. The record is from RefSeq and is a predicted model, not a curated record. Bases 58 to 3186 code for a protein of 1042 amino acids.
GUUGCAGAAGGAGGGAGCAGGAGAAGGCAGCCAGCGGCCUUGAGCCAGGGAUGCAGGAUGGCGGCGAUGAGGGACGGAAGUGAAGCCAUGUCUUUGGAGGGAGAUGAAUGGGAACUGAGUAAAGAAAAUGUCCAACCCUUGAGGCAGGGGCGGAUCAUGUCUACACUGCAAGGAGCGCUGGCACAGCAAGACUCUGCUUGCAGCACCACUCUUCAGCAGCAGAAACGGGCAUUUGAAUCUGAAAUUAGAUUUUACACUGGAAAUGACCCUCUAGAUGUUUGGGAUAGAUAUAUUAACUGGACAGAGCAGAACUACCCUCAAGGGGGGAAAGAGAGUAACAUGUCAACAUUACUAGAAAGAGCCGUGGAAGCACUACAAGGAGAAAAGCGAUAUUAUAGCGAUCCUCGAUUUCUCAAUCUCUGGCUUAAAUUGGGGAAUUUAUGCAAUGAACCUUUGGAUAUGUACAGUUAUUUACACAGCCAAGGGAUUGGUGUUUCACUUGCUCAGCUCUAUAUCUCAUGGGCUGAAGUAUACGAAGCCAGAGAAAACUUUAAGAAAGCAGACGCGAAAUUCCAGGAAGGGCUUCAACGGAAGGCUGAACCACUGGAAAAACUGCAGUCCCAGCACCGACAAUUCCAGGCGCGAGUAUCUCGACAGACUCUGUUGACACUGGAGAAAGAAGAGGAGGAAGAAAGUUUUGAACCUUCUGCACCACAGCGAAGCACUCUGGCUGAUUUAAAAAGCAAAGGGAAAAAGACAGCAAGAGCUCCUAUCAACCGUGUAGGGGGUGCUCUCAGGGCCUCGAGCCAGAACAGAGGACUCCAAAUUGCAGCUCCUCAACAGAUGCUUACUAAUUCUAGAAUUACUGUUUUCGAUGAAAAUGCUGACCUGGCUUCUACAGCCGAGUUGUGUAAGCCUGCAGUCCAGCCAUGGGUGGCACCCCCUGUGGCCAGGGCUAAAGAGAACGAGCUGCAGGCUGGCCCGUGGAACACAGGCAGACCCUUGGAACAGAGGCCUCGUGGCAGUACAGCUUCCGUGGCAGCUGUGCCCUCUGUGCUUCCCAGUUUUACCCCCUAUGUGGAAGAGACUGCACAACAACCAGUUAUGACACCAUGCAAAAUUGAGCCCAGUAUCAACCACAUCCUAAGCACCAGAAAGCCUAGGAAGGAGGAAGGAGACCCCUUACAAAGGGUUCAAAGCCAUCAACAAGAGUCUGAAGAGAAGAAAGAGAAGAUGAUGUAUUGUAAGGAAAAGAUAUAUGCAGGAGUGGGAGAGUUCUCUUUUGAAGAAAUCCGGGCUGAGGUUUUUCGGAAGAAAUUGAAAGAGCGCAGGGAAGCGGAGUUACUAACCAAUGCAAAGAAGAGAGCAGAAAUGCAGAAACAGAUUGAGGAGAUGGAGAAAAAGCUAAAGGAAAUCCAAACUACUCAGCAAGAAAGAGUGGAUGGCCAGCAAGAAGAGAGGUUGCCUACAAAGGAGACGGCUGAGCGUGGAGCUGCCUCUGCAUCUCGGGAAGUCCCAGGAAUGGCACUAUUCCAUUCUCUUUGUCCAGUGAACUCUUGCACAAGGGAAACUUCACUUGCAAAAACCAUUGAUCAGGAACAGCCUGACUCUAAAGGUCCCAGUAUACCAUUUACCAUAUUUGAUGAAUUUCUUUCUUCAGAAGAAAAGAAUUUCAGUCUUCCUACAGAUCCGUCGGGGGCUUUAGCCCAACGAAGACCCCUUGGAAUUCUCAAAGCCUCGGAAAGCAUGCCCUCAGAUGAAGCCUGUGAUGAACUUACUGGAAUCGAGCCCCUGAGUGAGGAUGCCAUCAUCACUGGUUUCAGAAAUGUAACUAUUUGCCCCAACCCAGACGACACUUGUGACUUUGCUCGGGCAGCCCGUUUUGUAUCUACUCCUUUUCAUGAGAUAAUAUCCCUGAAGAAUCUCCCUUCUGGUCCUGAGAGACUCGUGCAGGAAGAGGCUGCAGGUGUGAAGACCUCCGAGGACCCGCAGACUUCCUGUGGCCCUCUCUACAACCAGACUCUCAGUGUCAAGAAGCUGAGCCCCAUUGUUGAAGACAGUCACGAAGUCACGCACUCUUCGGGGUUUUCUGGAUCUUCUGCCUCCGUUACAAGCACCUCUUCCAUCAAAGGCCUUCAGAUACCUGAGAAACUGGAGCUUACUGAGACUGCGGAAACCCUUACUCAGGCCUCUUGGUGUUCACAGCAUCGCAAACAACUACUAAACUCCCUCCCGGAGUUAAGUGCUUCUGCAGAAUUUUUCAUAGAAGACAGACCACUGCCUACGUUAGAAAUAGAUAAGGAAAUUGAAUUAGGAAAUGAGGAUUAUUGCAUUAAACAAGAAUACCUAGCAUGUGAAGAUUACAAAUUAUUCUGGGUGGCACCCAGAAAUUCUGCAGAGUUAACCAUAAUAAAGGUAACUUCUCAACCUGUUCCUUGGGACUUUUACAUCAGCCUCAAGUUAAAGGAACGUUUACAGGAGGAGUGUGAUCAUGUAUGCAGCUGCUAUCAGUAUCAGAAUGGCUGUAUUGUUUGGCACCAAUAUAUAAACUGCUUCACCAUUCAGGAUCUUCUCCAGCAGAGUGAAUUUAUGACCCAUGAAGUGACAGUGUUGAUUAUUUAUGACCUCUUGGCGACCGUGGAGAAACUGCACAAAGCGGAAAUAGUCCAUGGUGACUUGAGUCCAAGGAGCCUGAUUCUCAGAAACAGAAUCCACGAUCCCUAUGAUUUUAAGAAGAAGAACCAAGCUCUGAAGAUACUGGACUUCUCCUACAGUGUGGACCUUCGGGUUCAGCUGGACGUUUACCCCCUCAGUGGCUUUCGGACUGUACAAAUCCUGGAAGGACAAAAGAUCCUGGCUAACUGUUCUUCUCCCUACCAGGUAGACCUGUUUGGUAUAGCAGAUUUAGCACACUUACUAUUGUUCAAGGAACACCUACAGGUCUUCUGGGAUGGGUCCCUCUGGAAACUUAGCCAAAAUAUUUCUGAGCUAAAAGACGGUGAACUGUGGAAUAAAUUCUUUGUGCGGAUUCUGAAUGCUGGUGAUGAGCCCACCAUGUCUGUUCUAAGGGAGCUUGCGGCCGACAUGAAUGGGGUGUUCGAUAGCACUUUCGAGAGCCAGCUGAACAAAGCCUUGUGGAAGUUGGGGAAGUCGAUCAGCCCUGGACUUCCUCAGGGGUCUGCCUAAGCAAGUGGACAUGCUGUGGGACCCCAGAGCUGUGUAUAUUGUCCAUUCCUUUAGGACACCGGUUAGAUGCACUGCCCACACCUCUCAACUCUUGGUAGGGGGGGUGUUUUUUUACACAGUGUACCUGCCCUGGGUCUGACGUAACUUUAACCACAACUGUCCCUGUUUUCCCAGCUCCACCCCGUCCUUGAACACAUCUGUCUCCAUCUCCACCCCUCGUCUGUCUCGUGCUCUGUGCUCUGUGCCCAUGGGAUCACCGUGUGUUUUGUAAAUAAUAAAAUCGUAGUUAAAUUGGUGUUGCCAACA